Molecule: messenger RNA, 756 nt
Organism: Aspergillus terreus NIH2624
Lineage: Eukaryota; Fungi; Ascomycota; Eurotiomycetes; Eurotiales; Aspergillaceae
Exons: 1
Coding region: 1-756 (251 amino acids)
Source: RefSeq, a predicted model, not a curated record
AUGGAAUCCAGCCCACAGAUCCCCGUCUGCAAGAAGUGCGGCGGCCCGCGCGAAGAAUCCUGCCCCCCAGACUUGUGUAUCCCCUGCUCCCAGGCCGAUGCGACUCCAGUUGAGUCUACCGUCUCUGAAGUGGCCGAGAGCGUUUGCGCUGACCCGGCGCCCCCAGCUGCCCACGAGCACCACGAUAUGCCCCGCAAGGUGAAGUCCGAGGCCGAAUGGGAGGAGGAAGAGGCCCGUCUGAUCGAAGAGGAGUGGACGCAGAAGGAGCAGGAGUAUAUGCGCUCCGUGCGUGCGUCCCUGUCGCACGCCGCGGACACCGUGCAAGACUCCCAGGUCGGUUCCGUCGAGCAUGCUGCUCGCCUCCUGUAUGACUUCGCUAACAGCUGCCUGCAGGAGCAGGUGUCCACCAUCCCGACAGCCCCGGCCGACGACCUGCCCGCCCUGAACCGCGGGUUUUCAUCGCCUACGCGCUCUCCACGCAUCCGCGAGACCCAGGUCCCAGAGUCGCCGGUGUAUGCCCCGGAAUCGCCAUCCUCUCCCGUCCCUGGCCCGCAGCAGCAUCCCCAUACAUCUCGCGGCCGUUCGCCGUACAUCCCCCCGAUCUCGCAGGUACCCAACUCCCCUCCUGCAGCGCCAUCCGCCCAGGCCGCGGCGCCCCGCGCCCAAACAGCAAGGAAAGGUCCGCAUGACCCCAGCCUGCGCGGACUGCAAGCGCUCCAAAAUCCGCUGCCUGCACCGCCGCGUGCUCGACGAUAA